AUGGGCAAAGACGAGUGCAAAACCAUGCUGGAUGCUUUAAACAAGGUAACCGCCUGCUACCGGCAUCUGGUGUCGGCUUUAGGGAGCACGUCGGACUCGCAGAACCUGCGCGAAGAGCUGAGAAAGACGCGCCGGAAAGCGCAGGAGCUGGCGGCGGCCAACCGGAGCAGACUGACCGCGCUGCUCAAAGACAAGAGCAUCAGUAACGACGAGCGCGCCGAGUAUGAGCGCCUGUGGGUGCUGUUCACCAGCAGCAUGGAGAUCCUCGAGGUGGACAUGAGGAGGUCGUUGGAGAUCGGGCAGGAUUUCCCGAUCAAGGUCCCGACGCGGCACUUCAUCCAGACCGGCAUGACCGGGAGCACGAGCACGGUGGCGGCUCGGGCGAUGAGCAUGCAGAGCAUGAAAUACGAGGCGGACGCGGGCGUCGUGGACACGGCCGAUGUGAAAGAGCUGGAGGCUGAGAUCGCUCAGCUCGGUCAGAUGAUGGAGGAGAUGGAGAUGAAGGUGCAGGUGGCGCCGUGGGCGGUGGAGGCCAAGCAGGAGGCUGGAGCUGAGCUGAAAUCCACAGUCAGCGUGGGGAACUCAUCCGUCGGCGUCAUUUCCAUCUGCGACGAGGAGCCCAAAGACGGUGGAGAAGGUGAAGCUGGUGUCAUGAGGAUCUUCGCAGGCAUCAUUUUCACUGUGGUUUUACUCAUCGCAGGAAUUCUGGGAUAUCUGGUCGUCAGUCUUUGA
Neoarius graeffei (lesser salmon catfish) is the source of this 732-nucleotide messenger RNA. Its product is annotated as regulator of G-protein signaling 9-binding protein. The record is from RefSeq and is a predicted model, not a curated record. The transcript has a single exon. Gene Ontology annotation, cellular component: neuron projection; photoreceptor outer segment. Gene Ontology annotation, biological process: detection of light stimulus involved in visual perception; G protein-coupled receptor signaling pathway. Bases 1 to 732 code for a protein of 243 amino acids. Lineage: Eukaryota; Metazoa; Chordata; Actinopteri; Siluriformes; Ariidae.